AUGGCAACAGUCGCAGGGAGCUCAUUCGUUGACAUCCUCAUCCAGAGUCUCAUGCUGGACACCGGUAAUCAACUAUUCAGUAUCAAUCUUCGACUUCUCCUCGCUAUUCUCCCGUAUGCACCUCUCGUGCUUACCCCAAAGGUCCCCUUGCUGGCGAUCGUCCUGGGUCGAGCAAUAUCUUGGCGUGACCGACCAUUUAUCGAUCACACCUCGCCACCACGUGAUGGAUUCACUCGGACCGAACUACCAGAACCUUCUCUUGACUGGCAGGUCGCCCAAUCGGCGGUUGAGAUGGACCUCGAGCUUCCAGAGCACAUGAAACCCCGUCGUAUCGCUCAAUUGUUCAUCAUCGCCAUGUAUGGUGCUUGGCCUUCAAACGUCAUUGCAUUUGUCCGAGAUCCGGUAUCGUACAUACGAGGGAAGAGCGUUACUCCCAUCUAUGCCGUGGACUGGGAGAAGGUCUGGACACCUGGGGUCUUAGCUACGAGAUUGGAGCCUUUGAUUCGAGAUUUCCGACUCCAUCCAUCGUUGGUCGUCUUCACAUCAACCGCCGAGCUUGCUGACGAGAAGCGCUGGGAGAGAAUCGAUGCCGCCGAGUUCAUAGCCCGUUCGCAAGCUUUAUCCAAUUCCGAUCAGCAAGGUUUCACGGGUGCCGGACUCUUCGAACAGGAUGAACAGUCUGCGCCUCCACAGGUGGAUUCGGCUUCGGCGAAUCUGGGUAACAGGUUAGCGAAGGAGAAUGAGCUGUUGAGAUUGGAAGCCAAGUUCACAAGUAGAGUGAGAAGGCAGUAUUUGUAUCACAUCGGCCGGCUACACAAAACGUCUUUACGACUGAAUAACGAUGAAGCUGAAAUACAUAGUUUUGCUGGACAGAUCGCUGAACUUACCGCUCAGCUCUCUCAAACGAGGACUGAAGCAUCUCAAGCUCAGCAGAAGCAUGUCAAAUGGCAAGGGCAACUGCGAGAGAAGGUUGCUUCGUUUCGAGAGGAGAAAGCGACUUGGCAAAAGGAGGCGGCCCAUAUACGUGCGGAGCUGAGUGAGGCACGAGCAAUGUUGCAGAACCGACUUACCGAAGCCGAACCCAAGAUUAGACAUAUAUCUGACUACGAGACAAGGAUGAAGCAGCUCACAGAAUCGCAGCGGUUAUGGGAUGAGGACGUACAGCGGUGUAAGAACGCUCUGCAAGAGGCUGAAGCUGCCAAAGCUCGGGUUUAUGAGCUGGAACAGAUGCUACGAGCGAGCCGACAAGAAACGAUUGAACAGUCCCAAGCCAUAGGUGUGUUGGAACGAAAGAUACCAACCAUGCAUCAGGUUAAAGCGGAAGAGCUCGAUAAAAGUUCAGCACCGACUCCAAUAGCAGCUCCGAAAGACUUGGAUGUAUAUAUCGCUUUGCUAGAGCAAGCUAAGAAGCGCACGGAUGAGCUGGAAAGGGAGAAUUUACAAUUGCGCGAUAAUUUGUCAGUCGCUAAGCAGGAGACUAGGGUCGUGGAUGGUGAAAUGGAUAAAUCGUUCAUGUUUGGUCAAUGA
Kwoniella botswanensis is the source of this 1527-nucleotide messenger RNA. RefSeq lists its product as uncharacterized. Gene Ontology annotation, cellular component: TSC1-TSC2 complex. NCBI's taxonomy places the organism in Eukaryota, Fungi, Basidiomycota, Tremellomycetes, Tremellales, Cryptococcaceae. Gene Ontology annotation, biological process: negative regulation of TOR signaling; regulation of cell cycle. The coding region runs from base 1 to 1527 and encodes 508 amino acids. The transcript is spliced from 8 exons. The record is from RefSeq and is a predicted model, not a curated record.